CCCGUCCUGAUGCAUGUAUAAAAGACGGACCACGAACGAGUUCCUUCAAGCUUAAUCGAAGUCUUUCGAUUCCGAAGUCGAGUUCUUUCUUCAACCUGUUAUCCUUGCUCGAUCAAUCGGAUUCCUUCACUAAGUUGUGCAAAUUCUCGAGAAUCAAGCACCAUGGCGAGACUAACUACGGAGAACCUGCAGGGAAUUCCGCAGCCCUACACUCCUUUCAAGCUGAUGAAUCCACAGUUCAGCAGAUGGCUUGCAGUAUCUACUACAAACACGGCGAAUCCAGUUGUAGAAGACAGUGACAUCAACACCCUUCCCAUCUACUGGUACCUCGUAUCAUCCGAGAAGAGAGAAGGGUUCUACAACAUUGUCAGCUUGAAAAAUGGCCUGGCGCUAACGGGACACAGCUCUUCUUCGGGAGAGCGUGAAGUGUUCAUGCAGCCGCUGGAGGAGUUCAGUGAGAAACAACUCUGGACUAUGGUCCCCACGAAGGUGUUUUCCGAUGGGUUCUACCGAAUCCAGAAUUAUAGCACCAAAGUGGACCUCCAGACCACCGCGGUGGCAGACGGGAACAAGGUCACCACAACUGAUACGGGUAACAAAACUGAAUCGUUCAACCUGGAGUGGAUAUUCCGAUUCGCCGAGGGGGUCAGGCAGGGGAUUCCUCCUCCUUCUGUGCCCUUCAGGCUCCAGAACUAUGAACACAAGCGAUUCGUGUUCGGCGAAGAAAAAGUUCUCUUCGUGAGAGACACGAUCAACACCUACCGGGAGCUGCAGUUCCGGCUCGUGGUACCGAGGUUGAAGGAAUGGCGUGAAUCGUACCUGAUCGAGAGUCUGAACAUGAACUUGUAUGUGACUGACGACGGUAUUUCGACGGGUGAAGUUUCAGGCGUACAGUUGGCCGAGAAGGAUGAGGCAAACAUGAACCAGUACUGGAUCGUCGUUCCUUCCAAGGCCUACGAUGGCGGCUUCCGACUCCGCAAUGCCAAAACCAAAGGCUAUCUCAUCAACGGCCCCACGCAUGCGGGCAACCAGCUGAGCAGCAUGUCCAGUAUUAAGGAAUGGCCCGAUCAGGUCUGGACGAUCUCUCUGGUCCUCCCUGCUCUCGAGCACCAGCUCAAGGAGUGAGUGACGCUAGAAGCUUCUCCAGCCGUGGCAGGUGUGAAUCCUGCACACAGAGAAUUUCGUGUGGAAAUUCCUUACAGUAACAUAACAGUAAAUAAUAUGAGUGAUGUUUAAGCCGUGGAGGUUGCUAUACAUGAGGAGCACCUGGGCUGUGAACCGAGUGACGACGCGCACAUUGUGAAUAACCGAGGCUGCGAAGCCUUGAGGUCUCUUGUACAACACGGACUCCAUUCGUGGCCUGCAUAUCAGUCUUUCGUGAUGUAGGGUCCAAAAGAGCUACGAGUGUCCACUUCUGGUUUCUGCUUCGUUCACUUGCGCUGUAAUCAUGAUUUCGGUUGCAAAAGCCAACAAGCGUAUUCGCGAGGCAUAUCUCCGUGAAAAUGUCUUCUAUAUAGUCUCAAAAUCUUGAAUAGCCGCCUCUACGGGUACGGGCAGACUAGCCCCGGAGUUGUGGCUGGAGAGGCGGUCAACAUUGUAACCACAUAUAUAUUAAAGGCCAAAAAUGGAUUUCUUCUUCUUCUGUUCCGAG
Marchantia polymorpha subsp. ruderalis is the source of this 1651-nucleotide messenger RNA. The record is from the annotation of a GenBank genome assembly. Lineage: Eukaryota; Viridiplantae; Streptophyta; Marchantiopsida; Marchantiales; Marchantiaceae.